CAAAACAACUAUUUUAGUAUUAUGAUAGGAGGCGGUAUCUUUAUCUGACCGCCUUGAUAUAUAUUUUGUUUACAUUAUUCUUGGUCAAAUAAUUAAAUUACUGAUUAAUUUUGUUACCCCCCUAUACUAAUGUGUGGUCGCACUUGCUUGACCCUAGAUCCGGAUGAGGUGCUUUGUGCCUGCAAGUAUCCCAAAAAAACAGUCAAAAAGGAGCCGGACACUACAAAGGAAGAUGUCACCAAGGAUGAAGAUAGUUCUAACAUGGAAACACCUGAGUGGCGGGCGGAAUUUAACUUGGGACGUCGCUACCAGGCAUCAUAUAACAUUGCGCCCACCGACAUCACCCCCGUAAUAGUAUCUGCUGCCCACUUUUCCGAUGCCGAUGACCAGAAGUGCGCCCGGGUCGUGAUGCCAAUGAUGUGGGGCAUGAUACCCUUCUGGCACAAGGGCGAUUAUAAGCGACACGGACUCACCACCAACAACUGUCGAUUGGAGCACCUGAUGGAUUCUAAAUUGUAUCGAGGCCCCUUUAAGCGUGGCCAGCGUUGUGUCGUCGUUUGCGAGGGAUUCUACGAGUGGCAGACAGCCGGUCCUGCCAAAAAGCCAUCAGAAAGAGAGGCCUACCUGGUAUACGUUCCUCAACAAGGCGAUGCCAAGAUCUACGACAAAAGUACCUGGUCCCCGACGGAUGUAAAACUGCUACGCAUGGCCGGACUUUUCGACGUGUGGGAGGACGAGAGUGGCGACAAGAUGUACAGCUACAGUAUUAUCACCUUUCAGUCCAGCAAGAUAAUGUCCUGGAUGCACUACCGGAUGCCGGCCAUCCUUGAAACCGAAGAGCAAAUGAAUGAUUGGCUAGACUUUAAGCGGGUAAGUGACUCGGAAGCCUUGGCCACCUUACGGCCAGCCCAAUCACUGCAAUGGCAUAGAGUGACGAAGCUGGUGAACAAUUCCCGCAACAAGAGCGAAGAGUGCAACAAGCCCAUGGAGUUGGCCGCCAAACCAGCAAAACCGCCGAUGAAUAAGACAAUGAUGGCUUGGCUGAAUGUCCGCAGAAAGCGGGAGGAGCAGAUCAAGGAAGAGCAAAGUGAUCCUAGUGGCGAUGAGGAGCAGGAUAAACAUAACGAAGCAAAACGAAAGUGUUCCGAUGGCUCACCCAUAGGUAGCCCAGCCAAGAGACCUAGAUUCCGGGAGUUUAAGAAGGCUCUUCGACAAAGCCCGGGUAGCAGUGGUAGCGACGUAAAAUCGGGCGAGCGAUAGAUUGAAGAAAAUUCCGAAACUUUUUAUAAAUAGUUUGUAGGACAUUAAGUUUAUUUCCAUCAAAAACCGAAAUUGUUUUCUCAAUACCCAAAAAAUGUAAGCAUUAUCAUCGUUGUUGCGGCUUAAUUACAAAAAGUGGAACUUAGCGACUAAAGAUUUGUUUUAAAAAUUUUGUUCUUGGAUUAAAGCUUAAUUAACUA
This is a messenger RNA of Drosophila ananassae, 1460 nucleotides long. Its product is annotated as abasic site processing protein HMCES. Bases 130 to 1260 code for a protein of 376 amino acids. The transcript is spliced from 3 exons. Lineage: Eukaryota; Metazoa; Arthropoda; Insecta; Diptera; Drosophilidae. Gene Ontology annotation, biological process: DNA damage response. Gene Ontology annotation, molecular function: single-stranded DNA binding. The record is from RefSeq and is a predicted model, not a curated record.